UUCACCCAUAUGUAUCUUCUGAUUCCAGCUUCUUUUCCAAAGAUGUGUGCUGCUGCUGGGGAAGGUGGGCAGGGUGAAUUGGAGCAUGGAGUUGUAUGGUAUCCCAGAGGGCCUCCAUGGAACAAGAGAGAAUGUGCUGCAGGAGGCAUAUCCACUCCCCAGCGUUGCUCAUAACGCUAUUUUUUCCCCUCCCUUUAACUACAUACCUCAGAGCAAAGAGAAGUCCAGUCUGAGGGAAAGGCUGAAUUGGCAAUGCCUUUCUCAUUCUUGUGCCUUUGUUUCUCUUCAUGAAUCCACUCUGGACCGUAUUACUGGGGUGACAGUGUCGACCCCAGGUGUGCCUUAGGUCCAGCCACACAACCCCCAAAUCCACAAUCUUUGUAAUCUUGUAGCCUUUUGACUGUAAUCCACUUUCUCAGGAGAUGGCCAGUGCCCAAAGAGCACCCUCAUCCCACAUCUGCGAUCGGGAACUGCUGCAGGCUCAGACAAACCCUUACUUGGUCAAGGGACAAGGAGUUGACGCUCGUCAGCCUGUGCUGUUUUAUCUGCAUUGCAAAUCUGCUCCUGUAAAAGAUCACUGUCCUCAGAGCCCUCUCAAGUUUUGUAACUGGACACCAGCCACUUAAUUUAAACUUAAAAUAAAAGAGCAGAAGAUGCCCAGACUCCCAUAUGGACCACAUAAUAUAAUCUGGCCCUUAGAAGCCCAUGCCAUGGUUAGGGCUCAGCUGAGCUGCCAUCUCCAGGCGUCUCCGCCACCAUAACAGACUGAGAUGCACACGCAUCUGGCUUGAUGGUGAUUACACAAGCAGUAUUGAAAGCAGAAAUGCUAUUUCAUGGCUAGCACCUGAAAUAGCCUUUACUCCACUGGUGCUGUGUUUCAGUGUAAGGGAUGAAGUUCCCUGGUGGCUCCCUCACCCUCCAUGAUGAGCAGUUCGGUCAAGAUUCAUAGGAACUUAGUGAGGCCUUAAGAGCUGCUGCAGUGUUUCUCUGCUCUGUGCUGGCUCACAUUUUAUUUGGGAAUGGGUUGUCUGUCAAACACAGGUAGCAGAGAGCUGAAAAGCCUACCAGUCUGACUACCAGCAGAGGGACCUAAAAUGCACAGAUGCAGCCAAAGUCAUGGUGAUCUUCAAGGAUUGGGAUUUGCUCACUGUUUUGUUUCACCAGCUCCAUGAUCAGGAAGGUUACUGGGUGGAAGGCCAGCGUGGCAGAGUGAGAGUUUGUCCUGCCAGCACUGCUGAGCUGUCUAAAUGCAGCUUUUUUUUUGUGCAGAGGACUAAGCAACUUGUGGGUUGGGAUUUUUUUGGUUUGUUGCUUUUUUUUUCAGCUCCUUCAUACAAUUUUAGACUCCUUUCUUAUUUUGAAUUGAUUUUUUUUUGUGCAGGAAUCCUCUGAUAUUUAUGGGGAGCUCCCUGCCAUGAGCUUCUGAGCUGUCAGUGGUGGCAACGUAUGAUGGCAACAGGCCAGCUAUGCCCCCGUUUCAUCUGGUCUGCAUGGAACACCUUGCUGCCUGUGGUCACAGUUUCAGCAGAUUGUUUAAACUCUAAUAGAAGGUUUCAUCUCCCUGGGUUUAACUAAGCACAGAAAAAGCCCCAGUCUGUUGCACCUGCUGCUCGGGGAGGCUUGUUGCAAACUGUGGUAUUAAAUUUCAGCAUGGCCAGUGCAAACGUGGAGCUGAGACUGGAUCUAGGCUUCAGUGUCCAGGAGCUGCUUGCUUGGGAGGGAGCAAAUUCUAAUCUGGUGAUCUCCCCUGCAAGGAGACACCUAAGUAAAGUGAGAGUCCGCACUCUGGCUGAGGAAACCGCUGUGAUAGUGAGUGCUUGUCGCCUCCCUCUGAUUUACCAUUCACUUUGCAGAGACAAUCACAGCUUUCUGAUGAGGAUUAUGUCUUUCACAGUCAGCGUCCCUAGGGUUAGAGGAAAAAGGAGAAUUUGUGCAGAUAAACAGACAUCCCCAUGAUACCCAGACUGGUCUGUGGUCUGAGUCCUAUCAAAGCUAUUCCUAGCAUGUGAUGCAGCAGAAUAUAUUGCAGAGCAGCAGAGGCAGACCUUGUGCUGACAGAGCAAGGAAACUCUGACACUGUGCCUCUCUUCUCACAUGGUUUACGUGCAAAGCACUCACCUCCUGGCUAAAAGGGGAUUUGAAAAUGUUGGAUACGACAUGCAGGGGAUAAUAAAGCUGUUGGUGAGCUUGCACCAGAUACAAUUAUUUCCAUAGUUUGACACAAUCAGCAUUUGAAACACAUCAGCUGGCAGUGAUGUCUGUUCUACAUCACUCCUGAUUUUGUAAAAUAAUUGUUUUUGGUUUUUUUUUUAAAUAAAAAGAGAAUAUUGGGAUGAUAGAUUCCCUGGCACUCUGUUAAUUGAUCUGAGCAGUUUAUAACCAGAAGCGCAUGUUAAUUCCUGGACCUCCUAAAGCGGGAGGAUGGUCUGUGGGACGACGGAUCUGAGACGACAAUGCUUUUUUCAUCCGGUAUCCUGAUGCGGGAAACGCUCAAAUUCCCAAAAUUUUCCAUCCUAGCUGGGAUGUUUUAAGAGGAAACUUAAAGGAAACGUCAGACAUCCUUAGGCGGAGGACACAGUGGGGGCGGGCAGCGUCGAGAGCCCGCCCCGUCAACCGGCUGUAAACAGCGGAGCGAUGCGGGCGAUCGCAUCCUGGUGAGGAGAGCACGGAGCCUUCUGGAAUCGGAGUGCUCAGCGGUGCCAGAGCAGAGUGUGAUCACUGACAGGAGCUGGGGAACGAAGGAUCUGCGGAAAGGUAUCUGAAUUCCCUCAUGAGAAGUGUCCUCCCUGCCUCUCAUGUGCAGCCUUACCUGUUCAUGGGUGGUACCAGCUUCACUGAUGCCCUGAAGAGCAUUCCUCACCAUGGAUAGUCCACCCAAACUGACUGGUGAGACGCUGAUUGUCCAUCACAUUCCUCUGGUGCAUUGCCAGGUCCCUGAUAGACAGUGCUGCUCCGUGAGCAAAAGGACCAACCCCUUCUGCCAGCCAGAGCUCAGCAUUACACGGACCUCUGCCCUCCCAGACAGAGACCUUUCACAGACUGACUCCUUGGUAUACAGCAGCUUUCUCCAGACCUCUGAAACCUCAGCAGAGGCCUCAGACAACAAAGAAGGAAAAGCAAGGGAUCUCAUUGUCCCUGGUGUCAGUAAGCGACACAACCCUUUCCUGCUGAGUGAGGGUGAAGACCUCAGCAUUUUUGGGGAUGACUUGGGUCAAAAGUCUUUCCACCUUCACAACUCACUUGUCGAUGGCAAACCUCCCUUCAAUCUGCAGGAGCUGGCCCUGCCCCCUUUCCACCUCCAUGACUCCAACCACAUUGUGAAAUCCUGGAACAUGGCCAGCCGGUCCGGUGUGGUGGAUGGGCAAGAGGACAAAAUCAGCAGUGAUGACAUCCAGAAGAGGAACAAUGCAAACAGAUGCCAUCAGGCCUCAGAACGCAUGGAGCUGGAUGAAUGCAGCUGCCACCGUGGCAGCUCCUCCAGCUUCUCCUUCGAUGGUGGUGACCAGGAGUGGAACCAGAACACGGGUGAAUCCCUGGGGAAUCAGGAUGCCCUGCACAGCCGGACAUGCAGCUGUUCCAGCUCAGAGAUCCAGCACUGUCGGUGCUACAGUUCAUCAAGUCAGUCUGAAGUGAUUGACCAACAGAUGGGCUACAUCAGUGACUCUUCCUGCAACAGCUCCGAUGGUGUGCUGGUGAACUUCAGCGCUCUCUACAACAAAAUGAAUGGCCAAUCUCAAUCCAACCUGAAUUCAGCCAACCUGUCCUGUGACUCUUCCUUCUGCAGCCACUCAGACACAGGAGCUUUUUACCUGGAUUUGCAUUCAUCACCCACAGAAUCCAAGAUGUCUUGCGAGUCGCAUCACCCAGAGAGUUCAGGGAAGGUGUGUGGGUGCCAACACUCCUCCUCACCUGUCCUUGAUGCUAACUGCAACUCCUACCACCUCCACUGUGAGCCUUGCACUUCAGAGAGCUCUGACCUCACUGCCUGCUUCCAGAGCCAAGCACGGCUCGUUGUGGCUACUCAGAAUUACUACAAGUUAGUCACAUGUGACUUGUCUUCCCAGUCAUCCCCCAGCCCCGCAGGAUCUUCCAUAACUAGCUGCUCGGAAGACCAGACCAAGGGUAGCCCAGCCCAACCCACAGAAUACUAUCUGUUUAGAAGGCCUGACCUGAGACAAGAGGAAGGCAAUGUGGAGUGCAGUGAAGAGGAGGCAAAGGGAGAAUCUGCCCAGAACAUGAUUGAGGGUCAGGUCUAUGUCAAUGUGUCACCACCAAACCUCAACACAAGCCGGCAGCGCUCCAGGAGCUAUGAUCAAAACCUGGACAGGAGUCCCAGCAGCAGGCUGGGCUCCUUGGAACGCAUGGUGAGCUGUCCAGUCAAGCUGAGUGAAAGUCCAGCAAUACCCAUCCAGAGUUCUCCCCCAAAGAGAGUGACAUCUUUUGCUGAGCUGGCUAAAGGACGGAAAAAGAAUGGCACCUCCCCGCCCCUCCGGUCUAGCGGUGAUUCCUCCUUGGAGUUCUCUCCUAUACCUGAGACUCAGCGAGAUUGCCCAACCUUCCUUGAAGAAAGAGCUCGGCGGAGCCAGAGUCUUCCACCCAUGCCCUUUGUCCAUGGCCUGAACCGCAGCUGUGAGGGCUUCUGUUUGAACCAUGCUUUUGGGGACAGCCAGGCUUUGUGUUCCACCAAGGACUCGGUCUCCAGUGAGAAGGUCUCCGGUGGGCAUGGGGCAGGUGAGCAAGCCUCUCUCUCCCUGCUGAUGGAGGCAGAUGCCAGCUUCUCGGGUGGCUCUGCCAGUGGCCACGGACAAAAAGAUGUUAGAGCCCGAGCAGACGGUGGUGGCACAGACAGCAAGCCUGUGGUGCGCUACAGCAAGGACCAGCGCCCCACGACUCUGCCCAUCCAGCCUUUUGUUUUCCAGCACCAUUUCAGCAAGCCACCCAAGGCACGUGCCCUGCACAGCCAUUUUGCUUCCAGCCUCUCCCAGCUCUACAGCUUGUCCAGCAACCGGCCUUCCAGCCAGCAAAUCUCCUGUUCCCAGUCCUCAGCCUUGGCCAGCUCGGCAGAGCAGGCGGCGGUGGCGGGGAGCCAGGCCCAUGGCACGCUCGUGACCCAGCGCUCGGCAGACGGAGCUGCCUCCCGCAACGAUGGGGGCAUUAAGAAGUCCGCCCCCGAAACAACCCGUCCGUCCCCGCUGGGCAGUUACUCCCCUGUGCGAUGCAACGUGCCUUUCUUCCAAAGCAUGGACUCCUCCUCCUCGCCCCCUGCAGAGAGAGCUGAAGACAGCCAGCCGCCCAGGAGCAGGUCCUGCCCCAUCUCUGCCAACCUGCUGCCCACGAGGUCGUCCCCUGCUGUCAGUGCCAUGCAGCCCUCCAAAACCACCAAAGCUGAUGCCCUGAGGCAAAAGGAGAACCCCAAGAUGAUUCCCAAGAAGGAGGCACCGCUGGAGCCAAGCCCACCACUCUCUGAAUACCGACUCCACAGUGGGUCCCUCCCGCCCCUCUCAGUGGGUGGCAUGUCCAUGAGCAGAGUAGGAGGCCAUGCAGAUUCCCACUGGAGAAGUGGCAGUGAGAGCAGCAGCUCUGGCCCCCUGAGCAACAUGGGAAUAAGGCCCGUCAAUGCGAACCACCUCUCUCCCCAAGCGCUGAAGUGGCGGGAGUACAGGCGGAGGAACCCCCUGGGUCUGGACCGCGUUUCGGGGCUGCCCAGCUUAGCAGGCAGCCUGGAUAGGAGGCAGCAAGAGCCUCGGCUGAACCGGGGCAACCCCAUCUUUGAGCUCCCUGGCGCUCUCAGCACCAGCCAUUUCCACUGCAAGCUGAACGGGCAGUCUAUGAGGCAACUCCAGCUUACCUACAAUGACUUCUUCCCCGACUACUUCUCACUAGCGGAGAAACCUCCCGCUGAGUUCUGCCUCUCCCCAGAUGGCAACACAGAGUCCAUCUCCAUCGACCUGCUGCAGAAGAAGGGUCUGGUGAAGGCAAUCAACACUGCUGUUGACCUGAUUGUGGCUCACUUUGGAACCAGCAGGGAUCCAGGGGUGAAGGCCAAACUUGGGAACAGCUCCGUGAGCCCCAAUGUGGGACAUCUCAUCCUGAAAUACCUGUGCCCUGCUGUCCGGGACAUUCUGAGUGAUGGGCUCAAGGCUUACGUCCUGGACAUGAUCAUUGGCCAGAGGAGGAACAUCCCCUGGAGUGUGGUGGAGGCAUCCACCCAGCUAGGCCCCUCUACCAAGUUGCUGCACAGCCUCUAUAGCAAGAUCAGCCAGUACACGGAGCUCACCAACCACACAAUGAGGUUCAACGCCUUCAUCUUUGGCCUCCUCAAUAUCCGGUCCUUGGAGUUCUGGUUCAACCACCUCUACAACCAUGAAGAUAUCAUCCUGGCACACUACCAGCCAGUGGGUUUCUUGUGCCUGUCUCACAGCGUGUGCCAGCCUCUUUUUGAGGAGCUCCUGCUCCUGCUCCAGCCUCUCUCUCUGCUGCCCUUCAACCUAGACCUCCUCUUCGAGCACCACCUGAUGCAGAUGGGCAAAGAGCAGCAGCAGCAAAAGGAGCUGCUGCGUGUGAAGCAGGACCUGCUGCUGUCCGUGCACUCCACCCUGCAGCUGAUGCGGACGCGGGGCAGCAGUGAGGAUCCCGAUGGCUGCAGCACCGCCCCUGAGACAUGCCAAGGGGGUGCCAGAGAUGAUGACAUCUCACCAGGGCACAGCCCACAGCAAGCUGUGAGUGAGAAGAGGGUCAAGGGAGUGGGAGCCUCCUGUGGAGAUGGUGACAGGGAGGAAGAGCGGAGUAAGAUGCGAGAGAGCACAUGGGAGAGGAAGAAGGACAAGCAGGCAGGCUGGUGGUACCAGCUCAUGCAGACCUCUCAGAUUUACAUCGAGGGAUCAGCUGAAGGCUCAAAGUUCAUCCGCUCGGAGAAGAAGAAAGCUGCUUUGAAUACUGCACCCAAGUCAGUGGAGACCCACAAGGCACCACCACCCCGAGAAGGGGUGGUGGAGGGCGCAGAGGCUUGUCCCAUUGCUGAGGGUACCUUGGAGGAGAGGCCCAAGGCUGCCAGCAAGCCAAGUCCUGAAGCUGUGGAAGAGCCCCUGGAAAAGCCCCAGCAGGUCAUGGUCAGCGAAGAGGUGAAGGAACGGAGCUGGCCUUUCUGGAUGGGCAGUCCCCCAGACUCGGUGCUUACAGAGCUGAAGCGCAGCAAGGAAAAGGAGACUGGGACUCAGCAAAGAGUGGGAGCAGCAGCAUCAGCCCCUCAAGAGGACAGCAGCACCAGUGCAUCAGAGGGCAGCCAGGCUAUCAAGUGGGGACAUUUGUUUGGGUCCAGGAAGGUACAAAAAGAGCCCAGGCAACCGAACAGGUUGCCCUCUGGCUGGCUGAGCUUGGACAAGUCCGUGUUCCAGCUGGUGGCCCAGACAGUGGGGGCAAGCAUGUGGCGUGAAGCAGCCCCUGAGCCAGACCCCCCCCAGCCAGAGCCCCCUGAGGUGCCCCCUGCGACACUGCCGGCCCAGGGGAUGUCUCCCCACCCUACCUGUGAGGUGAAAGCUCUUUGCCAUCACAUUGCCACUGAGGCAGGACAACUGAGCUUCAACAAAGGGGAUAUUCUGCAGGUCAUCUCCAAGGUGGAUGGUGACUGGCUGCAGUGCAGCCUUGGCUCUGAGAAGGGACUGGUGCCCAUCAUGUAUGUCACCCACCCAGAGGAUGAGGACUAUUGACACAUCUGGGAAGCCAAGCACAGUUCUGUGGGCUGCUGAGGCUCCUCUGGGGUAGCCCACCCUGCCAGAGGAACAAACACAGCUUCUUGCUAGUUUCUUACCUUUCUUGCCAUUACAGAAUACAGUAACCGUAGGUGGUUCCUUCUUGCUCCUCCCUGUGCAGCUGCCAAAGGCCAGCUCGGCCCCCUGGGGUCCUCUGCGAGCUGCACCUCCUAUCGCCAAGCAUUGCCAUGCAUGCAGCCACACCAGGGACCACCUGACCCCCCCCUCCACCCCACACUGUCUCCAGCACCCACAGACCAUGGACUCCUACAUUACAGGAACCCAAACAGCGCUGCCCCACUGCCCAGCUGUUUCAUGCUGGGGGGUGCAGGAUGCUGUCCCCUUCCCAGGGGUGGCAGCCUUCUGCAUCCCUGGCAUUCUUGGCCGCAGGGUGGGAGCACCGUGCGUGGGCAAGGUCUCUGCAAGGCUGGGCUGAUGGGUUCUGUUGUGGUUUGAUGGGGGUAGGCUCCCCCACACUGGAGCAUCCCUGUCCUAAUGUGUUGUUGUACCAUCUGUACCACUGGUACAGCCUGGUGGGUUGCACCAGGACAAGUGGCCUGGCAGUGCCACACUGCAGGGCUGGGGCUGUGCCUGGCCACAGCCAGGGGAGGGGGACAGGAUAUGUGUGUGUGUGUGGAGCAAAGGGGCGCGGGGGGUUGUGAGGAAGGCGUGUGGAUGUUCAGUGUUAUGUAGGUCUGGGAUGGGUAGUGCCACCCUGUGCAGAGAUGGGUGCUUUGGGGGUUGGCCCCAUGCCCUUCACACUGAGCAGGGAGCCAGUGCUUGGGAAGCCCUGGGAUGCUCAUUGGAGAGGGUUGGAGGGGAGGGGAUGAGGGCAGGGUCCCUGACUGGGCUAGGGAUGUUGGGGGCAGUGCUCCCAGCAGGUAGAUCGGGGUGCUCCCAGAGGGAGUGGGGGAGCCUGGGGAGGGAGGGGUGGUGCUCCCCUUGGCACAGGGUUUCUGGUCUUGCUGAGCAGUGCCAUGGGGUGGGGGGGAUAAGUGUUGUGCAUAAGCACAAGGGGAUACUGGAGGUCCUGGGGUCCUUGGUAGAGGCAAUGCCAGUCAACCCCUUCCUUGCCAUGUUCAUGCCGCCUGCUGUAGUGGGGAUCUUCACCUGCAUGUCAGGUGGGGAACAGUGUUAAUGAAAGGCCAUGCCAGUAUUUGGUGCCUUGGCCGGGUUGACGCUGUUCACAGCAUCGUGCCUGGGCUGGCUUCACCAUGGCAAGGGGCCCUGGUCUUGCUAGGUUACCUCCUGCUUGUACAUCGCUUAGCGGACGUUGCACCAUAUUUAAUUUGUAUUUCCCUGUUAGAAUGAGGUGUCUCGCCUUUAUUUAUUUCUUUAUUUAUGAUGCAUAUUAAUAAAAAAGGUGCUGAUUGAG
Messenger RNA from Neopelma chrysocephalum (saffron-crested tyrant-manakin), 9123 nucleotides. RefSeq names its product RUN and SH3 domain containing 2 (gene RUSC2). The record is from RefSeq and is a predicted model, not a curated record. Lineage: Eukaryota; Metazoa; Chordata; Aves; Passeriformes; Pipridae. Gene Ontology annotation, molecular function: protein binding. The transcript is spliced from 13 exons. Gene Ontology annotation, cellular component: cytoplasmic vesicle. Bases 2862 to 7706 code for a protein of 1614 amino acids.